GAGAUACGAAGCUGCUGCCAUGAGCCCGGGACGCAGCUGAGGUUUAUUUUCUUAUAAGGAAGCAUAUAAAGAAAAGAAGAUAAAAUGAGAUCGAAUCACCCCACUGCCCCCUGUGGAAUGCUAAUAGUGGAAACUAGACCGAGCACGCAGCGUUCAGAAAUUUCUAUAUUAGGAAUGAAAUUACCUAAAUUACUCAACUAGCAAUAUAAAUUAAAGGUAAUCAUAAAGAAUUGAUCACUGCCAUGCAUAUAGUAAAAGUGAUAGUCCUGGGCGCUGCCGGCGUGGGGAAGACAUCCCUCAUUCGCCAGUUCGUCUUCAGCGAGUUCGGCGAGGAGAACGCGCCAACCGAGACGAAAGCCGUGUACCACCCCACGGUCGUGUUCAACGAGCACGUCUACUCGAUGAGGCUGGUAGACCUACCCGUCAUCCCUUACUUCCCAGCGGACUCUGCCAGCGAGUGGAGAGACUUCCGGGACUACGGGCUUCGGAGCGCCUCGGCCUACGUCCUGGUGUUCGACCUCAACGACCUGGAGACCUUCCAGUACGUGAAGAGUGUGCGCGACCAGAUCUGCGACACGCGCGACAUGCACAGCAUCCCGCUCUUCGUGGUCGGCAACAAGCAGGACUUGCUGAGGGAAAGGGAGCGGCGGGAGGUCGCCGGGCUCGUGAAGAAGCAUUGGAAGUGCAGCUACGUGGAGUGCUCUGCCCGCCAUAACUGGCAUGUAGUGCUACUCUUCAGGGAACUCGUUAGGGCUCUCGACUACGUGGAUUAUGGACAGAAAUUACCGUCGUACAGUUCCCCACGUUUCGAGAGCCUGCACGCGCAUAGAGAUAGGAGGGGGGAAUCUGUUGUUAAGUGCUCUAUCAUGUAAGGGAAGGAUUGGUGUGCGAGGCGAUCUACCGCUUUAAUAUUUCAUAG
This is a messenger RNA of Uloborus diversus, 919 nucleotides long. RefSeq names its product ras-like protein family member 10B. NCBI's taxonomy places the organism in Eukaryota, Metazoa, Arthropoda, Arachnida, Araneae, Uloboridae. Gene Ontology annotation, molecular function: GTPase activity; GTP binding. The record is from RefSeq and is a predicted model, not a curated record. The coding region runs from base 243 to 872 and encodes 209 amino acids. The transcript is spliced from 3 exons.